Molecule: messenger RNA, 513 nt
Organism: Seminavis robusta
Lineage: Eukaryota; Bacillariophyta; Bacillariophyceae; Naviculales; Naviculaceae
Source: the annotation of a GenBank genome assembly
AUGACUAAAUUAAUAAUGACCCAGUACUCAAAACACGUAGAAAUCUGCGUAGAAAUUACAAGAAUAAUAAAAGAAAACAAUAAAAAGAUCGACCAUGACGAACAGCACGACCAAUUACACCAUGGAAAACACACCGAUACACUUUACAACAAGAAAAUCACUACUAUCAACACUUAUGAACCUAACGGAAUACCGGAGCUGAUGCUCCCAAGCCCCCAAUCUGAAAAACCGACCAAAAUGACCCUUCUACCAACCAAUACCCAUAGUGGCAACAACCUGAGGUCAACAGAAAUCCCCACAACGGAGCUUCUCCCAUUGAUUCUUUCCAUGCACUCUCAAAUGUGGCAACAACCUGGGUGGAGCAGAAAUUCCCACAUCGGAGUCUUCAUGGGAAAGCAAUCGGACAAGACAUUGGACCAGAACGGAAGUCAACUACUUCAUCAUCAACAUUCAUACCUUGAGCAAAUCGACAUCCCCUCCAUUCAGCAUUCACUGUGGCAACAACCUGAGUGA